AUGGCCCCCAAGACCGCCCUCAUCCUCGGCGCCGGCAAGAACAUCGGCGCAGCCGUCGCAAAGACGCUCAAAGGCGAGGGCUACAGCGUCGCGCUCGUGAGCCGGAAGCCAGACCCCAAGGCCGCAGAGGCAGCGGGGUAUACCGCGUUUUCGGCGGAUGUGGCGAAGGCGGACAGCGUGAAGGCCGUGUUCAAGGAGGUUGGGGAGAAGCUGGGGACGCCGAGUGUGGUUGUUUUCAAUGCCGCCGCUUUCACCUUCCCAACCGACCCCACAGACCCCUUCAGCGCAGGCGCGGAGGCUUUCGCGGCUGAUGUGGCCGUCAAUUCGGUUGGUGGCUUCAUCGCUCUCCAGGAGGCUGUAGCGGCAUUCAAGACGCUGGACGACUCCACGCCCAAGGUGUUCAUUGCGACGGGGAAUGUGCUACCGUUCAAGCCGAACGUAUUCGCCGGCACGCUGGGUGCAGCAAAGGCAGUCCUAGCGCAUUUAGUGGAAGUUUCGGUUGAGGCAUUUGGGGCGAAGGGGUAUAGGUUCUACUUCGCUUCGCAGGUUAGUAAGGAUGGAAACACGGUUAAUUAUCCGGAGUUGAGUGGGGAGGCGCAUGCGAAGGUCUACGCGGAGUUAUUGGCUGAGAAGGAGCAGGGGCCGUGGGAGGUGAGGUUCACGGGGGAUACGUUGAGGUGGAAGGAAGAUGAGGCUAAAGCUGCUUUGAAGAACUUUUGAAGGGUGAGAGGCUGAAGGAAUAUCCUUAGAGGAGAGUAUCAUAUGAAAAGGGUAAAGGGGCUAUAAGAAACCUCUGAAAAGGGGAACAGAAGUGAGAUAAUCAACACUGCGAGGCUGAAAUGUAUAACGAG
Molecule: messenger RNA, 851 nt
Organism: Mytilinidion resinicola
Lineage: Eukaryota; Fungi; Ascomycota; Dothideomycetes; Mytilinidiales; Mytilinidiaceae
Product: putative short-chain dehydrogenase
Exons: 3
Coding region: 1-720 (239 amino acids)
Source: RefSeq, a predicted model, not a curated record